UAAAUAGAUAGUUCUCUUUGCACCAAAGUGCGUGCGUCAAACAAAAUAUUACAAAAAAAAUAAACAAGUAACAUACUGUGUGAAUUUACCGGGUAUUGUUAGUGAGUUGAAAAAAAUUUUUUUCAUAAUCAAUUUUACCGAAAACUAUCGAAAAAUACUGUGUAAAAUAUUGAAAUACAAUUGUGAUGAUUUAUCACAUUAAAGUUGAAUUAUUUUCUGUGACACGCAAUGUGAAUAGAUAGAUUUACAACGUUGUAUUAUCAAUAAUAUCAGUAACCAUCAAUUAUAAAUAAUAAAAAUAAAAGCCGAACAAUGAAUAAAUAAACAAAUGCAAUCUAGUUUCUUAUAACAAAAAAUUAGAAAAAAAAAAGACCGGCAUUUUAAAAUUACUCUUAUCAUUGAUUACCAAAUUGAACAAUAAAAAUGAAAUCAUAAAAAAUAAGAUUAAAAACUAAAAAAAUACUGCGUAGAUAAAAAUAUGAUACCGAAUAAAUGAAAGGGUCCAACGGAAUAUCAAGGACAAAGAGACAGGGGACAGAGGCCAAUCAAUAGUGUAUAGCAGCCCUACGCAGCAAAUAUUAUCUAAAGAUUGUACGCGUACGUUACAUACAUAUUCGGAAUCCACACAUAGUUACCUUGAGUUGUUUACCUCAGGGUGGAUCAUAACACGGAUGACCUUGAAAAAACGAUCCAGGGUCACAUGACAAACUAAAGGAAAUUAAAGGAUGUGAUUGGCGCUUAGCGGGCAAUUGCCUGCGUGAAAUCAAACUGCGCAUCAAAUAUUCACCGCCAUCUUUUUUCAAAAACCAGGUGUAGGUGCGCGCGCAUUUAGCGGGCUGCGCACGCGUCAAUUGGGAUUAAAACAAAACACGCAUGCGCGAGUAUAAAUAAUAAUUUCAACGUGUGUGUAUAUCUAUCGAAGUAAGUAAGUGUAACGCGUGUCCCGUACAUCAUAUGUGUAAUCCGCGAUACACAAAGAAAAAGAUUUUAGUCUUUCCAUUUGGUUUGAUUGUCGCUGCUCAUCGUUAUCGUUGUCGUCGCAUUUCCUCCCACCGGUCGCUCUUGAGUCAGCUUGUGCAUGUGAAACCUACAAUACAAUAUAAAUUAUAUACACAUAUGUAAAUUAAACAACGUAUAUAUAUAUAUAUAAAGUCUGGAUCUCAUAUUUUCGUUUAUUAAGUGUCACACACGUCAGUAUAGUUUGUUAGUAGUUGGGUGUGUUGUUUGUUAACUGAUACACGCGCACCAACAAAAAAGCGAGCAACAACCUACAGCUACAGCACAACAACGUUUUCGAUGGAUAAUAAUUACCAAAUACUUGAAGGAAUUUCGUGUCGAACAAUGUCCACUGUUUAUACAGCGAAAGUGCACACAGCAUCGGCCAUUCACGUGCUUCAACUGGCACUUUAUGAACCAGCGAAGACGCAGGCCAGUGAGAAAACGAGACCGCACCUUCAACUACAGCGCGGACAAUUAUUGCAGCAAGUACGACGAGACUACCGGCAUAUGUCCCGACGGCGACGAGUGCCCAUUUUUACAUCGAACAGCCGGAGAUACAGAACGACGUUAUCAUCUACGAUAUUACAAGACUUGUAUGUGUGUACAUGACACAGAUACGCGUGGGUUUUGUGUAAAAAAUGGACCUCAUUGUGCGUUUGCUCACGGGAAUCACGAUCUACGCCCGCCGGUAUAUGAUAUCAAAGAAAUCCAGGCCCUGGAAAAUCCCGACUCGGAUCCCAAUUCAUCUUCAAAUGGACCAAAUAUACUGGAUAAAGAGCGUAACUUGAUGAAUGAGGAUCCUAAAUGGCAAGACACUAAUUAUGUUCUCAGUAAUUACAAAACUGAGCCGUGUAAAAGACCACCACGUCUAUGUAGACAGGGAUACGCGUGUCCUCAAUAUCACAAUAGCAAAGACAAAAGACGCAGCCCACGUAAAUCAAAGUAUCGGUCAACACCUUGUCCUAAUGUCAAACAUGGUGAAGAGUGGGGUGAACCAGGGAAUUGUGACCAAGGAGAUAACUGUAUGUACUGUCACACCCGUACAGAACAACAAUUUCAUCCGGAAAUUUAUAAAUCAACAAAGUGUAAUGAUGUACAACAAGCUGGUUACUGUCCUCGUGGCGUCUUCUGUGCAUUUGCACACGUUGACCGUGAGUUUACUCUCAUAAAUCUAUUGCCAACAGAAGACAUGGGCCUCGCACGGGAUAUGGCUGUUCCAAUUGAUUGCGGCACCAAUUUGGCAGAUUUACUCAGCAAUGCUUUACCUCCCGACAAACGCUCACACGAUAAAGACAAACAGCUGAGCGAUAGUAGUUUUUUGGGAUUACAGAAUGGAAGCGGUGAAGUAUCUGAAUCAGCAAGUACAAGUAGUCUUGGUAGUAACAAUUCACACAGUAAAGCACCUGGUGCACAAUUACAUAAUUCCAGUACAAAUUCAACAAAUAAUCAACAUAAAUUAUCCAGCAUGUUAUAUAAUCCAAAUUUUUUACAAUUUAAUGAAUUACGAAAACAAGUGCUAGCAAUAGAGAAUGAUCCAACGUUGACAAAAUCUGAAAAGUCACAACGUAGACAAAGUAUUGUGCUAGCCUAUAAUAUAAAUGGUUCAUUGGGACACUCGCUAGCAUCAACAAUAUCGCCACUUUCAAGUAGUUCAUUUUAUCCUAAUGAUACUGUUGAGUCAGUAGUAGGUAAUGCAUUGGAUGAAUUGCAUUUAGAUGACCCAUUAAAUCUAGUAGAUUCAAUACACCGUGAAACAAGCUCUCCAAUAAGCAAUUCAAUAUCUGCCGGUCUCGCGAGCUCUGGAUUACUCGGUAGCUCUGCGCCAGUUAAUAUUCCUGGAAUGACUGAGCGCUCUGUUUUAUCUAAUUUCUCACCAUCUACGUCAAGUCCAUUACAAAAUUUACAAUCUGCAGGAUUUUUAACUGGAUCUAGAUUCUCUCAUCAAGAUCCAAUUGAAUCUACAAUGCCAUUUUUAAGUCAUUCAGUAUCAGAUCCAUUUACUAAUCACAUAACACAGUUGAGUAGUUCAACGUCAAAAUUAAGCGGUUUCAACAGUAGUCUAUUUGAUUUUGCAAAUCAAGGAUUAUCGCCAUCUCGUACACAACCAUUAGGAGCAUCGCCACUUGUCAAUGCAUUUUCUAUAAGUCCUAGCAAUUCCGGAUCGAUGUCAGAGUUACAGGUUCAGAGAUUGAGAGAAGAGUUGACUUCAAGUCGCGCUCAACUGGCUACUUGGGACGAGAGGAUAAAUCAAGCACGAGCUGCAUGCUCGGCUUGGCAAAUGGAAAGUGAAGAGGCUAAAAGAAAAGCAUCAGUUGCAGAACAACAGCGAGAUGAGGCAUUAAUGCAAGUUAAAGUAUUGAAAAAUGAAAAUGAAGCAGUAUCCUCGAGUGGAAGUUCACAUCUUCUUUCAAUGAAACGUAAUAAUACUGAAUUAAGAAAUUUAUCAAUAGGAACCUUAAAAUCACUUCAAACACAGUUACGUCAAGAGCUUGAAGAAGUUGAAAAAGUAUUAUAUCGAGAAACAGCAACUAAGUGCAUGGUUUGUGAAGAACAGAACCGUGCAGUGACUUUGUCACCAUGUAAUCAUUACGUCGUAUGUUCAACGUGUGCACCAAAUCAACGUGAAUGUCCAUACUGCCAAACUCCCGUUGUGUCAACUAGUUAAAUCAAGUUAUUACCAUUAAACUCGUUAUUACCAUCAUCAUCAUCUUCAUAACGAUCAUUUUCAUCUUCUUUAGUACAUUCUUCUCUAAACUGUCACGAUUAGUGUAACAGUACAAGAAAAAAAAAAGUUCGCGUUACAUCAAUUGAAACAAGUGUGACACUAACUGCUGACAUUGUUGGCAUCAUCAUAAGUUAGUUUUGAAAAAUACCAAAACAAAAACUAAAUGAACAUGAUAAGAGACUUAAAAACAUUUAUUGAGUCACUUUUGUAAUUUUUUAUUUAAUUUCAAUUAAUAUUUGCCUCAGUGACUAAGUCUCGUAAUGCUUUUUUUUUAGAGACCAAGUCUCGAUAACGUUAAAUGGACUAAUUAAACUAAAAUGAAACAAAAUAAAAUUCUUAGGAAUUGAUCGAGUUUAAAACUAUAUUUAAAAAAAACUUGCACACUGACACAAUAAUCAGUACAAUGAUAAUAGUCUGACGGUUAGUUUUUUGAAUGGAAGAUAAAUGAUAAUAAUAACGAUGAAUUAUUAUAAUAAUAAUAAUAACGAUGAAUGUAAAGCGCAACAAAAAGUAAAAGAAGUAACGUAAAUGAUUAAUUAAGUCGUGAGAUGUUUCAGUAUUGGUAUUGAUGAUGAU
Cotesia glomerata is the source of this 4300-nucleotide messenger RNA. It is a transcript of the gene unk, whose product is annotated as RING finger protein unkempt. Gene Ontology annotation, molecular function: metal ion binding. The record is from RefSeq and is a predicted model, not a curated record. The transcript is spliced from 11 exons. Lineage: Eukaryota; Metazoa; Arthropoda; Insecta; Hymenoptera; Braconidae. The coding region runs from base 1409 to 3664 and encodes 751 amino acids.